Molecule: messenger RNA, 926 nt
Organism: Durusdinium trenchii
Lineage: Eukaryota; Dinophyceae; Suessiales; Symbiodiniaceae
Source: the annotation of a GenBank genome assembly
GACACUCUUACACUAAAAACUGCAAUGCAAUACAAGAAUGUGCUAAUCAUGCUAAUCUGAAUGCGACCAGGGAAGGGUCAGACUGAUGGCCGCGAAAGGAGACUCUGGCACUGUUGGGAAGCGCAGCGCUGCAGAUAUUUUAGCAGCCUUCCGAAGCAGAGUGGACCGGCAGAUAGCUGGUGAAUCAGAUCAAGACGCAAAGGAGGAAUACGCAGAUGGCACAACUUUUUUCUUGACUACGAGCGCAGCUGUUCGGCGGAGGAAGGAGGCUGAAGAGAAAGAGAGAGCUCAGAAGGAUUUGGAAGUGAUGGUGGUGAUGAAGGUGAAGAUCGUGGUCAUGGUGGCGGAGGCGUGGAUCUUGCCUGGCAAAAGAACUGCCAAUGGCCGAGGAAGAAAGCGAUUGGCCCAUGAAUUGGAGGCGACGAGCAGGCCUCUGACUGCGCUGGAGCUCCUAUGCCAACAAUUGCCACCGCCAGAGCCAAAGCCCAGGAAGCGCGAGGACAAAGUGCCCCGACAAUUGCAAGAAGAAGUGAAGGACGAGGUUGAGAAGGUUAAGACUGCCUGGAAAAAACCGAAGAGGAAGGCCAAGGUCAUGAACGUUCCGGCGAGUCUGCAGUUCAAGUACUUGAAGGAGCUUCUGGAGAAGGCGACAGGGCCCAUUGUGGAGGGGUACAUUGAUGAGGCGUUCACGGCGUGGUUAGCUUUCGAGAGGGCUGAGGAUGCUGAGGGUUUGUACAAUGAUUUCAAUGGCGGUGAAAUCAGCGGGGAAUCCAUCGAGGUGCAGCUCCUGUCAGAUUCAGAACCGCUUGGGCGCGCAUGAAAAUAUGACAGUGUUCAGGAUUGUGUUUCCUUGUCCUCAGAAAAGUUGUUUCCAACAGCUGAACCGUUGCCCGGCUCGCAGUUUGCCAGUAUGGUCAUCUUUUCUG